Molecule: messenger RNA, 854 nt
Organism: Cucurbita pepo subsp. pepo (vegetable marrow)
Lineage: Eukaryota; Viridiplantae; Streptophyta; Magnoliopsida; Cucurbitales; Cucurbitaceae
Molecular function (GO): fatty acyl-CoA hydrolase activity
Source: RefSeq, a predicted model, not a curated record
UGUUUGGUAAAUUAUCGCAGUUGUAUAUGAUUGGUACGAAAUCGAACGGUAGUUGAGAGGAACGACAAUGGCGAAACCUUCUUCACCAGCAGCUUCUUCGUUGAUCUUAGAGUCGCCGGCGAUUCAGAUAAAGAAUAUGUCUGAAGAAGAUUUGCACGAAACUAUCCAAAUGCUCAAUGGAUUGAGAGGCUUCGUCCAAAUUCCGGACGAUUGCAACACCGAGGGCUUCUAUUCCGACAUCAGUCGCAGUCAUCUCCGGCAGCUCAGCCUCGAACGAGGCCGUAUCACCUACCUCCUCAUCGUCAAACCUGUUGUCUCCAACAUUUAUGGCUUUUUACAUGGAGGAUUUGUUGCUGCGGCUGCUGAGUUCUCAUCAAUUGCUUGUGCUAGAACUGUUCUGGGAGAGGAUAAGGCAUUAUUUCUUGGGGAACUGAGCAUUUCUUAUCUCUCAGGCGCUCCACAAAAUGCAGAGGUUGUGGUAGACGCUUCUGUUUUAAGGAGUGGAAAAAGUUUGACCAUAAUUUCCAUAGAGUUCAGACUUCAAAAGACAGGAAAGUUGGUCUACACAGCUCGCUCUACACUCUAUAGCAUGCCAAUGCCGAAGUUAUAAAAUGAAAAUUUCCAGGUGCCUAAACAUCUCCCAACUUUCUUUACUUUAAUGUUAUGUGCUUUUAUUCUGUUUGAACAAACAUGUCAAAUAUUUGUACUUGUGUAAUGUUGAAAAGAGUAGGCAAAUAUAUUGAUUAGAAGCUUGAUUAUCCUUGUAUACUAUUUAUAAUCUAGACAAAAUACUGUUGUUCCAUGCUGUAUUCAUAAAGAAAUCUUAGUUGCUAUAGAGUUUGGACUUCAAGAUA